CAGGUAAUACCAGAAAGACGUUGUAAGAACGCCAAAUCAUUUAGCCUACUAUUACUGAAAUAACAGGUAUCCUGGUAGUUGGUUACAACUGGAUAACGAUGUUACCGAUACUAAUACAUUGUAUACCGCCCAUCUAUAACACAAACAACUAACAAGACCAUUAAAAUCUUAAGAAAAGAUGGCCGAUUGGAACAUUGCAGUUGUAGGGCACACAGUAUAGAAAAGGAAAGGAGUGCUUGUCCGUAAUGUUACGUGUAUUAGAAGUGAAUUAUCUAGCAACAGCAACAUUGUUAUAAAUAAUGUAUUAGUGUUGUUGUAUUGCCGACAUUGACUACAGACUUUUAUUAUGGCAAUGGAUGGUGAAGAAGGUGUGAAAACAAUGAGAGGACGGGGUAGAGGUAGAGGACGAGGAGGGCGUGGCAGAGGUGUUCGAGGAGGCAGAGGGAGCAGAGGCCGGGGGAAAAAAAGUGCUAAGACAGAGGUGGAGGAUGGAGAGAAUGUGGCUCCAGCCCCAGAGAACCAAGAGGCUCAAGAUGUGGCAGCCCAGGCCAUUCCGAAAGAAAUUGAUCUGGAGGCAGACAUCUCACAGCUGGAGGCUCCCACGUUCACUACACUGAACCGAGGACCCCCGGAGCCUAUGUUGAGGUUGCAGUGGGAUCACAGAGUCAACUUGGUGGCAGAGAAGGUGCUAAAUCCCAUGAUACAUUGCUGUGACAAGUGUAUGAAGCCAAUACUCAUAUAUGGGCGCAUGAUUCCUUGCAAGCACGUGUUCUGCCUGGCAUGUGGCAAGAGAGAGGAUAAAGUAUGUCCACGCUGCCAAGAGAAAGUAACCAGAGUGGAGCAGACUGGUCUCGGCACAGUGUUUAUGUGUACACAUGGUGGUACACGAUACAACAGUGCAGGCUGUCGGCGCACUUACCUCUCACAGAGAGACUUACAGGCACACAUCAAUCAUAGACAUAUAGCUGUGUCAUCAGUGCAGUCUCUGGGGGCUGGAGGAGGAGACGCUCCACCAGAGCCUCCGGCGCAUUCCCCUGUCAAGAUCCCUACUAUGAGUGGUUCUGCCCCCCGUCUUAAGUCCUCUCAAUCAGCAGGAGAUCCUCGUGUGCAAUCCACACCAUCUGUGAUUGAACCCCAUCAUCGGAGGGGGUCCCCUCCACCACCACCCCCCUCCUUUGUUAACCACCGUCCUCCAGUGAUGUACCAAGGCAGCAGUCAGCGGACCAAUCUUAUUACUGUGCAAAUCCAGGACUCUGGCAUGGAUGUCCCACCCUCUUCCUUCCACCAGCAGCACUAUUCACAUGCUCCCCCACCCCAGUAUGCUCCUCCUUACGGUGUUCCUCCCCCAGUCACUAUCCCUCCACCUCAAGCACCACAGUUCUAUCCCAACCCUCCUUCAAACUAUGCCCCUCCACCACAGGCUCCUCAGUACCCUACUGGACCCCCUGCUCCCAGACCUCCUCAUUAUCAAGAUCCCAUGGCUCAACCAUAUUCAGCUCCUCCCCCUCAGUGGCAACAUCCUCCUCCAAACAACGGACAACAGUUUUAUCGAUAAUCAUAUUUUUAUGUUUACUUUAACAUUAAUAUUACUUUAAAUUUUUUAUCUUGUAGUGAUCUAUAAAAUAAGUUACUAAUUUCUCUUAUAUAUUAACUAUUAUACAUUACGACUUAUGAAUAAAAUCUUAAUGAAUAA
Molecule: messenger RNA, 1693 nt
Organism: Homalodisca vitripennis (glassy-winged sharpshooter)
Lineage: Eukaryota; Metazoa; Arthropoda; Insecta; Hemiptera; Cicadellidae
Product: E3 ubiquitin-protein ligase Hakai-like
Exons: 6
Coding region: 347-1555 (402 amino acids)
Biological process (GO): regulation of cell adhesion; protein ubiquitination
Molecular function (GO): ubiquitin protein ligase activity
Source: RefSeq, a predicted model, not a curated record